Dichotomopilus funicola is the source of this 1191-nucleotide messenger RNA. RefSeq lists its product as uncharacterized. The coding region runs from base 1 to 1191 and encodes 396 amino acids. NCBI's taxonomy places the organism in Eukaryota, Fungi, Ascomycota, Sordariomycetes, Sordariales, Chaetomiaceae. The record is from RefSeq and is a predicted model, not a curated record. The transcript has a single exon.
AUGUUACUAAUAGCUUCAGGUGGCUUCAUUCUGAUCUCCUUCAUUUCUUGGAUAGUCUGGAGGAUGCUGAAACGGUCUCGAAAAGCCCGCCAUCCCGAUGACCCCAAGGACAUGUCCAAGUUCUCCUUUUUGGGAGAACGGGGGUGGCAACCAUUAGGAGACCCAAGGGCCAGCCAGCAGUCGAUGCACCACGAGAAGGCUCCUUUAGGGCGAAAUACUCUGUUGCCGUUGGGAGACUUCGAUGAACGGGACCAAACGCAAGGGCAGCAACCGCCCAUACAACCAUGGCCUCUGGCUGCUCCCGAGCUCAUGAUAUCUUCGGGGCGCGGCUCUGCUCAUUCUGGAGUUACCUACCAACAGCGGCCCAACCCCGAAGAUACACAGACGCUUGUCACCCGCCCUCAAAUCACGGUCAUGACAGACCUACCGGCGGUCUACUCACACCAGGCUCAGGGGUCUUUCAGUUCCACCAACGCAGCUCAGUUUGGCGCCACUGUCAUGACUGAUAAUACCGCGAGCCCUCUCUAUUCUAAAGCCUCCCCGGCAUCGUACUACACUCAGCCUUUUCUUGGUCCACAGUUCGGCAAUUCAGACAACGCGGACCCACUGCAUCGCCAGGCGAGCAACGCCACAAGUGAACUCUCUUCCGGCUUCGGCGACGGCGAUAUUAUCGUAACAGAUGCAGUCAUCUCACCUCCUGCGCCAACGGCCGACCCAAGUUCGGCGACAAACAGCCCCCAGACGCAGUACACCGCCCGCUUCUCUUGGAUGACCCAGCCAAAAUCACAGGCCCAAGCCCAAACCCGAGCUAGCCUUCUCCGAGGACCCUUCCGCCAAAACAGUUCGGCCGGCAGCGCCCCCCGCAUCACCGGUAACGGGGACCGAGAAUCGAUCUACACCACUAGCAGUGAGGACCUGCCCGCACGAUUCCGCAGUGUCUCGUCGUGGGUGAACCAGCAGACGGGGCGCAUUCGGAGGGUACAGCAACGGCAACAGCAAAACGAGGAGGGCAUAGCCGCUGAGGGGGCAUCACCAGUAGUAGAAGGGGCACAGAGGGGAUUGCAGGGGAAUGGACUGGGGAUUCCGGGGAUACAUAACCCGCCUCGGGAGCCGAGUUUUGGGUUUAUGAUGGAGGAUGGGGAGAAGCCGAGGAAGGUGGACGAGGUUGUUGGUGAGGGGCGGUCUAAAUAA